This is a messenger RNA of Notolabrus celidotus (New Zealand spotty), 1994 nucleotides long. Its product is annotated as protein phosphatase 1 regulatory subunit 37. The transcript is spliced from 12 exons. The coding region runs from base 211 to 1617 and encodes 468 amino acids. The record is from RefSeq and is a predicted model, not a curated record. Gene Ontology annotation, molecular function: protein binding. NCBI's taxonomy places the organism in Eukaryota, Metazoa, Chordata, Actinopteri, Labriformes, Labridae.
AAUCUGUUCCCACGUGUUUCAGACUAACAUGAGACUUUAAUGAGUUUAACACUUUAAAAUAUCACAGAGUUAUGUUUCCUGCUGUGGAGGAGCUUCUUUAAAUCAGGGGCUCUCAAACUGUUUGGAGCCAGGGACCCCUUACAGGCUCAGAGGUGACGGAGGGGGCUGACGUAGUGAGCUGAGCUCCAUGGUGACGUGGUGAACGGAGGAAUGACUGGCUGUAGUGACGAAGAGGAGCAGAGUGAUGAAGGAGCAGAAUCAAACAACAAGAAGCAGAAGAAGAAGAGAAGUAAAGGAGAGAAGCAUGUGUCGUUCCCUCCUGAUGAACUCAUCGUGUCUGGGUUUGCUGAGCACAGAGACAAUGACAGAAAGGGGGACAGCUGUGUCAGCCUGGUGGAGGUGGUUUCGGCCUACGAGCUGAGCUGCAGCAGACAUCAGGUGGAGCCUAAAGAGUGCAUCCUGCAGCAGCUACAGGGUGUGUGUGUAGGUGGCGGUGUGAAAUGUCUGGAUCUCAAAGGUGAGCGAUUAGACCAGCGCUCCUGUGAAGCUCUGGAAGCCGUCCUCAAAUCGCUGCACUUUGAUUUCAUCAAUCUGCAGGCGGCACAACUGGAAGAAAAUGGAGCGGCGUCCUUGCUGGAUAUGAUUUUGUACUAUGAAUCUACAACCCAUCUCGACAUGUCUGACAGCGGCAGGAUGGGAACGCCGUGUUGGAGGGCUCUGGCUCAUUUGAUAAAGCAGAGUGUGCGUCUGUGCAGACUGGACGUGUGUAACGUUCCUCUGGUCGACUACCCGGCUCAGUCUCUGUCUAAAGCUCUGCUGACCAGCCGGCUCACAGUGCUGCACCUACACAACGGCCAGCUCAGCGGAGUGCCUCUAUACGCACUGAUCAGAGCCCUGAAGUCAAACCAGGCUUUGAGAGAGCUCCACCUCUCCAACAACCAGCUGAACAGCUACCAGGACGCCCUGCAGCUGGGAGACCUGCUGCGAUACAACAACACCUUACAGACGCUGCAGCUCAGCAACAACGCCGUGGCAGACGCUGGUUUGGAGGAGCUGUGUGAGGGUCUGAGGUGGCAGACUGCAGGGCUGAAGGUCUUACUGCUGAGGAACAACCAGAUCACUGCAGACGGCAUGGUUCACCUGGCCCGGGCUCUGCCCCUGUUGAAGGUCCUGCAGGUUCUGGACCUGGGUGAGAACCUCGUGGGGAACGAGGGGAUCCAGGUGAUCAGGGAGCCUCUGAUGCAGAACGUGUCAGUGCUGCAGCUCGGCCUGCAGCAAACCAGCAUCACCUGUGAAGGAGCGGUGGCGUUGGCUGAGUUCCUGGCAGAGAGUCGUCACAUCCAGCAGCUGGACCUCCGUCAGAAUGAGGUGAAGGUUGGAGGUCUGAUGGCGUUGUGUCUCGCUCUGAGGAUCAACCGCUCUCUCACGGGUCUGGAUCUGGACCACAGAGCCCCACAGGAACAGGACGAGUUUCUGACGGAGACUCAGACGAGGCUUCAGUCAGAGAUCGUCCAGCGCUGCAUCGCCAACGCCACGGGCUCCAACUGCAGCACAGAAACCUCCAUGACCUUAUCUACAGACGCUGAGGGACACGGGGACGACACCACUACGGCCUGAGACAUCACACACACACACACACACACACACACACACACACACACACACACCUCCAGGAUGCAUUGUCUGUAUCUAUUCAAACACAAUCAGCUGACUGUGAGGAGUAUGAAAGUAUAAUUUCCCUCUGAUAUUGAUAAUCAUGAAACUUCUGAUCAGAGUAAAGGGGGUGGGGCAGCUUCCUGAUGAAGCUCCGCCCCCUUGCGUUAAGCUCUUAGUGCAGAAGUUUCUAACGCUGACAACGGACGACACGUCGGACUCAAAGUUCACCUCCAGAGUAAAAACAUGUUUUAAGAUCAUGAUAUAUUUAUGUUUAGAACAUUAAAUCCUAACGCUGUGAUUUAUUAUCUUUAUGUGUCAGAUUAAAGAGUUACACAUUA